Molecule: messenger RNA, 2729 nt
Organism: Bactrocera latifrons
Lineage: Eukaryota; Metazoa; Arthropoda; Insecta; Diptera; Tephritidae
Source: RefSeq, a predicted model, not a curated record
CCGUGGUAUUAUGCAAAUAUUUCGCAAUAAAUUUUAUUACUUUUAGUCAAGUGCAGAGAAGUGUUGCGGCUAUUUGGAUGAUUGAAUGACAGAAAAUAUAAAUUUCAUUUGAAUUAUACAUUAAAAACAACAAACAACAACACACUAAAAACAUACGAAAAAAAGGCCUGAAAACCAAAGAAUAUUGGAAAUUAAUUGGAAAAUCAAUUUGAAAAAUUGAAUUUCCACAACGCGGCGCGAAAAAGUGGUGUCAAGCCGCAAUUGAACUUAAUUAAAUUUUAUAUACGCGCAAACAAAGUGCAAUAUAAAUUAGGCAGCGGCAAUGAUUCUGACACGGCCCGCAAGACCCCUGAACCCGCCUGGGCAUAACCGCUGGCGAAGUGGGAUUACACCAUUUGUAGCUGUCGUCGGUGUGUUGGUGGUUGUGCUGAUGUUGGGCAAUGCAAUUGCACUUCUGAUAAAAUACAAAAACAGCUACAACAACGCGGUUGCCAACGUUUUAAAYUUAGAUAACGCGUCUAGCAGCAACAAAGUCAGCAGUCAGUUAGCCGGUACCGUUGAAAUUGCAAUGGUUACGAAUGAGUUGGCAACAACAAUUAACGCGAAAGAGGAGAUGAACAACAAUAAAAACAGCUACAAUAUCUACAGCCAUGAGCAACAACAACUUUACGAAAUUAACGCCGCAACUAAGCUUGCUGCCGACACUAUUCCCACACUUCGUCAGAAUAAURAUAAUAAUAGCAAUUUGCUGGCUGCUCUUGCCGUCACUCAUCGUAAAAGCUUUGAUGAUGAAAUUAAUAUACGCAAUCAACGCUAUGAAUUGAAUGACCACCCAGCAGAUGAGCCGCCAAAAAUGCCGUUGGCAGCGGGUGUAUCUCUAACGACAGCAAAUGAAUCGGGCGCUACGGCGUUAUCCAGUUUAAUGGCAGCGAGACGCGAGGAAAGCGUCGGUGGAGAGUACACACCUUUGCAACAACAGGAAAAACAACCAGGCCGUGGAAGUUACUCAAAUACCGAAUUGCUGUUACAUCGUCAAAAGCGUUAUUUGAUCUUUCCCGAAGGCAGCUCUUUUCAGAUGGUUUUUGAUCUCAUCAUCGGAAUGGUUGACUAUACGAGUUAUCUGAUUUUGGGCAUCACUUGCGCCGUCGCCUGGGAACUGCCGAGUAAACCGCCCAGUGAAUUAAUCGAAGAAUUACAUGACAAAGUAACGGAAGGCAUUUACCCACCGAGUGGAACGAAACCAGCAACAGAGGCAACAGCGAUGCGACGCAAUGACAGCACCGUGGUCAGCGAUGGAAUGGCGAUCAGUAAAUAUGGCGUCGACGCUGAGAGCAUCAAAUAUGUGGAUAAUUCAAAUGUGCCAGCAUACUACGAUAACUUGCUACAGAGGCCGAUAGACACAGCAGGAUUGCGACAACCAGCACAAACGCACGUGUUGCCACCUUUUAAUGCGGCACAUAGAACCAAACUCUUUCCUGUGCCCGCUACCAGUUACAGUGUCUACCAUAAAGAGAUGCCUGGCACCCGUGGUGGCAUUGCCAACGGUGCUUAUAGGCCGAUAAACUAUUACGCCAACAUACAAAGUGACUAUAAAAACAGCAACGGCAACAACAAGUAUUACAACCCUACGCACAAAUACGGUUUUGCUGAUAAAAUUGCGAAGCCGAGUUAUUAUGGUGUCAGCGACAGCUACAACAAAAACCCCUUUGGCAAUACAGCUGAGGGUGAUUCAACAGAUAAACUUCCAGUGAAUGCCGCCAAUCGGUGGCAGCAGCACCAGCAGCCACAGUACAAAAAGUGGCAAUCAUGGCAGGAUUAUGACAGCAACUGGCAGUCAUAUCAGCAGCCACAGCAAAAGCAUGCGAAAUGGGCACAACAGCAACAACAAUGGCAAAAGCAGCAGCAAAAAUGGUCAGCUCAGUCGAAAAUUCUGCCGAAGGAGAAUUGGUGGUCGCGCAACAAGCAACAAGUCACGGACAGUUGGCGUAUAGAGCAAGCCGAUAGCUUGCCUAACCGGCUGCGCAUGACUUCUGCUCCAAUACCAACUCGUCCACCUGUGCUGACCUACGCACCGCCUAGUACCGAACCAAAACAAUCGGAAGCUACAAUCAGCUCGAAUGCCGAAACACUGGAAGGUCGCAGCUUUSAUGGAGCUCAACGCCGCCUCCUCACAACACACCCAAAAGCCAGAGUUUACCCAGUUUUCGGACGUCGACGUCGUAGGCGACGCAGCAUGCCUGCAGAAUUAGAUGACUUCGAGCAUAAGCURGAGCGCAUACACUUGCGUGAGCAACUCCGUACGCGGCAAAAGCUUUAUGGCAAAAUUGAGAAACUCUAUGAAACCCGCGGCAUGAACGGCAGCGCUUGUGUGUUGCGUGCGCUUUGCGAAACUGGACAGCAGCAACAAAGCUAUGGAGAGGGCGCAGCGGAACCACAAAGUUUCAUCACAGAACUAUUGCGUGCCAUUUUCGUGUUGCCCACAACUGGUGCAAGUGCAGGAGUUAGUGGCGGCACAGUCAACUUCGAAGAGCCCGCACUACAUCCGACCGAUUUACACAUCAUCGAUCGCCCAUACAGGGAGGCGCUGGCGUAUCGCGGCAGCUGUUCGCAACUUUUUGCCAUGUGUGAGCACAGCAUCUGGGAGUGAAGUGGCAGCAUAAUAAAUGAUGAAAAACAAAUAUGGAGAUGUGAAAUACAAAAAUAAAAAAAAAUAUUACCAAACUGUCAAA